AUGGUUGCAAUUGUCAGAAUCAUGAGGAAACUUGAAAAAGAUCGAAUUGAAUCAUCAUGUUUGUUUGCAAAAAAGCGAAAAAAUGCUCUAAUAGUGAUGAGGAACUAUAUAAAAUUGAGAACAAGUUCAAAUUUGCUGGAACUGUUCAUCAGUAAUGUAAAUUCCCUCAUCCAUCAAACUGUCAAAACUGCGAUAAGACGGUAUAAACUGGAAAAUGAGAGGAAGAGACACUGUGAUUUAGCUGACGAUACCAAACCAAGUAUGAAAAGAAAGAUAUCUCUUCAUAAAGGAUAUCAAAUUAUUGGAAAAGACAGCCGAAACAUUUGGUUCGUUGGCCAAUUCGGAAAAGGAGCAGAGGAAAAAGAAGAAGAGGAGGACGAUGAUGAAGAUUGUGAAAACAACUGGCGGAACGACUACCCCGAUGAAUCUUCCUGGUUUUACAAUGCGGAUCCUAAUUUCAGCUGUUAUGACUAUGGUCGAGAUUAUGGAUGA
Helobdella robusta is the source of this 492-nucleotide messenger RNA. RefSeq lists its product as hypothetical. The transcript has 3 exons. The record is from RefSeq and is a predicted model, not a curated record. The coding region runs from base 1 to 492 and encodes 163 amino acids. Gene Ontology annotation, biological process: developmental process. NCBI's taxonomy places the organism in Eukaryota, Metazoa, Annelida, Clitellata, Rhynchobdellida, Glossiphoniidae.